This is a messenger RNA of Chlorella variabilis, 3939 nucleotides long. RefSeq lists its product as hypothetical. NCBI's taxonomy places the organism in Eukaryota, Viridiplantae, Chlorophyta, Trebouxiophyceae, Chlorellales, Chlorellaceae. Bases 1 to 3939 code for a protein of 1312 amino acids. The record is from RefSeq and is a predicted model, not a curated record. The transcript has 20 exons.
AUGGAUGCCAGCAGGGGCGCUGGCGCCUCCCUGCUGGUCAGCCACCUGCGCAGCAGCGGCGCCGAUGCUGCCGCCACCGCCGAGGCGCUACUGAGCCAGCCGCAGGCGCAACUGAGGGCGCACGGCCUGCUGGCGGCUCGCCUGGCAGGCAGGGCCGACCUUGUGCUUGGGGUGCUGGUGGGCGGCGAUGCCGGGGUGUGGAAGGCAGCCAGCCCGCUGCUGUGCCAGAUGGAUCCAGGCCCCGCUUGCACGGCCCAGCUGCUGGACUGGCUGCUGCACGCCGCGCCGCCCGCCCACCGCAACGACUUCCUCACCCGCCUGGGGCGGCUGCCGCCGCGCCAGCUGGGCGCCGCGCUGUUUGCCGCGCUGCUGGCAGAGGGGCGGGUGGAGGCGGCGCUGCGCCUGGUGCGGCACGCGGGGGAGCAGGCCGACGCCGAGCUGGCGCCGCUGCUGCGGGAGCAGCUGGUGGAACGCCAGGGGGUGCAAGGCCGGGUGCCCACCUGGGCCCGCCAGGCCUGGAAGCGCCUGGCUGUGGCGCGGCCCGUGCUGGCGCUGGAGCUGCUGCGGGAGCUGUGGGGCAGGGUGCAGCGGGAGGUGGAGCCUGGCCCCGGUGGCCACGCGUACAGCGCCCUCAUGAUGCUGCGGCGCGCAGUACUGGCACUGCUGCACGGCAGCUGCGGGCCGGCGGCGGCAGAGGCCCUGUUGAUUAGCCAAGAGGAGUGUUGCAAGCAGCUGGAGAAGCAGUGGGGUCACCAUCACCGCGCGCUGGAUGGCAGGCUGGCCAGGGAGAAUACCAAGGGAUCGCUGUUUGCCGGGCACCAUGCCCGCCAGCAGAUGCGGCUACUACUGCAAGAGGGGCCUGCACCUGACAGCGCCGCCGGCACCGCGACGGCCACGGCGCUGUGCAUGAAGGUGCUGCAGUCUGACGGACGCAGCAUGAUGCGCUGGGCGUACCGCCUGCACCGUCGCGGCCUGCUGUCUCGCAGGAUCGCCGGCGCCACCGGUCAGUUGGACGAGGUCUGUGACGGCCUCAAGCUGCUGCGCGUAGCACGCCUGGCCACCGCCCCGGAUGCCGCAGCCACCGAGGCGCUGCUGGCAGGCAUUGCCGCGGCAGAGGCCGACCACAAGCUCUUCUUGAGCGGUCGGAUGAAUGAGGAGGCGCACCAGCAGCAUCCCUGGCGUGUCUGGCCCGCCAGCGACGAGUAUGCGCUGGCUUGUGUGCCGGCGGCUUGCUGGCCCGUCGAGGCGCUGGUUGGCGGUGUCGGUGUGCUGAUGGGCAAGUAUGGCGGAGGGCAGCCAGCAGGCGGCGCUGCUGCCGCUGAUGGCGGGGUAGGCUGGAGCAAGGUGGAAGUGCUGCGCCGGUUGCGAGCCCACUUGCUGUGGGAGCCCGCCCACCGGGCUGCCGUGCUGGCCAAGCUGCGCACCAACCAGCCGCUGGCGGAUGAGCGAGCCAGCCUCUACAGGCGCACGCUGGAGGAGGAAGUGCCGCCGGGCAAUGCAGAGGCGGUGAAUGAGGUGGUCCCCUUUCUGCUGUCACGCACCCGCAACGAGCGCGCCUUUGUCCGGCUGGCGGUGCUGAGCGCGCUCUACAAACAUUGCGGCUGGCAGCCCGCCGAGGGCAGCGAGUGGCAGGGCGGCCUGCUGCCGCGGCUGCGCGACGAGCAUGUGCCACUGCUGGAGGCGGCGGUGGCCGGUGUGCUGGAGGCGCCGGACGGCGGCAGCAGCUCUGUAGAACAGCCAGGCGGCAACGUGUGCAUUCCAGCAGUGCUGGAUGCAGCGCUACAGCUGGACACCCUCAUUUCCAGCGCGGAUCUGCUGCACGCGGUGCGCACGCUGCUGGCAGAGCUGCUGCCGCUGUACAAGGCAGCUGGCCAGCGCGGUGCCGCCAAUGCGGUGCUGGGAGCCCUGACAGCGGGCACGAAUGUGCGGGCGCUGCAGCCGCUGCGGCAGAUGCCUGAGCUGGUGGCAGCUGUGGAGGCGGCAUUGCGCAGGAGCUUCCCUCGGUCGCGCGCAGAUGGCGAGGCUGGGCUGCACCGCGCCAAGGCCCUGCUGGAGCUGCCUGGAGGCAAGGCCGCCAUGCUGCGCUUCAUCAACUUGGAGCUCUACGAGCCUGCACCGCCUGCCGCGCUUUGGUGGCGCGAGCUGGUGUUCUCCCACCGCCAGGUGCUGCAAGCCCUGGUGGAGCAGCACCCAGCCCUGUGCCGGCGGCUGCUGAAGCGGGGCGGCAGCAGCGGCGCCCUGUGCCAGGCGCUGCUCCGUGAGCGGCUCUGGAGCGAGAAGCUGUACGGUGUGCUGCCUGAGUAUGACAGCGCCGCUCUGGCCGAGGUGCUGUCUGCGCCAGCGGACAGCCGGUUGAAGGGCAUGCAGGCAGCAAUGGCGGGCUAUCGUGUGGGCGGCGCCGAUGGAAGCACCUUCUGGGACGUCAAGCGGGAGAUGGGCAGCGCCGACUACCGCCGCUGGCCGCCAGCGGUGCAGGCCCAGCUACGCCAGCUGGCCAGCGCUGUCGCCGGGGAGGCCUCGGCACAUGCUGGCGCCAGGGUUGCGGCGGUGUGCCUGCUCCUGCGCCUCCAGGAUGCGACGGUCGCUGAGCUGGAGCCUUUGGUGGACGACUCUCAGCUGACGGCGGCCUGCCUGCUGGCAGCCUCGUUGCUACCCGACAAGCGCCAGGCAGCGCACUUCCUGCAGAGCAAGCUGACGUGUGACGCCGCCACGCAUGCGGCAUCUGCCCUGCGGCGCCUGGCUGCUUUCCUGACAGACGGGGAGCUGGCGGAGCUGGGGGAGGACCUGCUGUCCACUGCGGGGCUGCGCACUGCGGCCUGGCAGCAGGCGCUGGAGCUCGUGUAUGGCGAGAUGCGGCGCUCCGACCUCACGCCCAGCAUGCGCUGCGGUCUGCUGAAUGCGACGGCGCCGCUGUGCGCGCUGCGCGAGGUGGCGCAGUUUUGGGAGCAGUGCGCGGCUCUGCACGACAAAGAGGUGGGCGCCGACGUCAUUGGCUGUGCGGACGCAGAGUUGCUGAAGCGGUCGCAGUCUGUUGCCCGCUGGUGGACCGAUUUGGUGCUGGGCAUGCUGAGGCGGGCCAGCGAUGACAAGGAGCUGACCAAGAGCUGGGCAGGGGAGCUGGGCGGCUCCGAAGUGUUUGCCGCCUACAAGGACCACCCAGCAGAGCUUGGGUGCCUUCUGGACUCCCUUGCAGGCUUGGCGGCAAGCGCCCCAGGGGACGGCUCGCUGGUUGCCGUCUGGCUGCUGUGCAGCGCUUCCAAGCAGGACAAGCUGAGCGCUGUUCGGAGCAGCCUGUCCCGCUUCAUGGAGCCCCUGCUGGAUGCCGCUGCAGCAGAGCACCAGGAGGCAUCAGCUGCAGCGGAAAUUCCGGCUGCUGCCAGCGCCAGGCCCGCCACUGACCUCCUUCUUCAGCUCUUCAGCGGCUACUGCCAACACCUGGCUGCUUCGGCGGCCAUAACCCUGGUUUCAGCAGCUGGCGGCGGCGCCAGCCUGGCAGCUGAGCUGGCGAGGGGCGCCACGGCGGCGCCCACCAUGGCUCACACGCUGCAGAUAGCCUUGGCGCUGCUGCUGGCAGGCUGCCCCUCGUGUCUCGAGUAUGUGCAGUUGUGGGACAAGUGUCGCUGGCGGCAGCACGCACACGUGAGCUGGGACAAGCAUGAGCAGCAGCGUCUGCAGUAUGUGCGGGCCCUCCUGGAGGCGGCGCAAGCCCUGACGGCACACCAAGACCCGGCUGACGGCACGCCUGUGAGCGCUGGUGUGGCUGAAGGGCGCCUGCUGCUGGCAGGAACCCUGGCUGCGGUUGCCUGGAUGGUUGGCAGGGGCCGCCGCGGAGAGCGCUGGCCUGGCCUGGAAGCAGAGGCGCUGGGCGAGCUGCGGCGCAGCGGGGCCGCAGAGGCAAGGGAGCACGAGGACGCAGAGGCAAUGGAGCGCGGCGCCUAA